Molecule: messenger RNA, 543 nt
Organism: Prorocentrum cordatum
Lineage: Eukaryota; Dinophyceae; Prorocentrales; Prorocentraceae
Source: the annotation of a GenBank genome assembly
AUGUUCGCGCUGCGCUUCCUCGCGACCUUCGAGACAGAGGUCGUGAGCUGGCAGCGGACUCUCGCCAGCAUCACCGAGGUGUCGAGUCUGCUCAGCGAGGUGCAGCGGACGUGGGCGUUCCUGGAGAACCUCUUCAUCUACUCGGAGGAGGUGAAGAAGGAGCUGCCGGAGGACAGCGACAACUUCGUGAACGUCGACCACGACGUGAAGCAGCUGCUGCGCAGAGGAGCCGAGGUGCGGCUCGUGAGGCCCUUCUGCUGCGAGCCGGGCAUCUUCGAGGCGCUGGAGAAGGCGCAGGCCCAGUUGCAGGUAUGCGAGAAGGCCCUCAACGAGUUCAUGGACGGUCGGCUGGGCCCCGGAAAAGUAUGGGGGGGAAGAUACGGCGAGGAGAGCAAGGCCAUCUCGGAACGGGCCCACCUCGUUAAGCUCGUCGCAGCGGGCGAGUUCCGCCCGCGCGACGUCGCGGGCUGGCUGGACUCUCUCGCCCGCGAGUACGACAAGGGCGCCCUUGCGAUGGCGGGGGGGCUGAGCGACUAUCCCUGA